Molecule: messenger RNA, 129 nt
Organism: Phytophthora nicotianae INRA-310
Lineage: Eukaryota; Oomycota; Peronosporomycetes; Peronosporales; Peronosporaceae
Exons: 1
Coding region: 1-129 (42 amino acids)
Source: RefSeq, a predicted model, not a curated record
AUGACCAAGGGCAAAACUGUUGAGUCGACAAGAUCGCUUCAUACUGACGUCAAGACACUCGUUCUCGACUAUAAUGAAGUCGAGACCAAGCCCAACUGCAAGCGGACUGCUAUACCAACACCAAGAUGA